Messenger RNA from Scomber scombrus (Atlantic mackerel), 4560 nucleotides. It is a transcript of the gene kbtbd8, whose product is annotated as kelch repeat and BTB (POZ) domain containing 8. The record is from RefSeq and is a predicted model, not a curated record. The transcript has 5 exons. Lineage: Eukaryota; Metazoa; Chordata; Actinopteri; Scombriformes; Scombridae. Gene Ontology annotation, molecular function: protein binding. The coding region runs from base 14 to 1828 and encodes 604 amino acids.
CAGACUGGAGAGAAUGGCUGCCAGUGGAGAGGUAGGGAAGCUGUUACAAGUACAAAAUGGGACACCACCGAGCACCAACUAUAACGGAGUAGAUGCUGUUCAUGCCUGUAACAUCCUUCAGCAGCUCAAAGCUUUGUAUGAUGAAGCACAGCUCACAGACAUCGUCGUAGAAGUGGACCAUGGCAAGACUUUCUCGUGUCACCGAAAUGUCCUUGCAGCAAUCAGCCCAUAUUUUAGGUCCAUGUUCACCAGUGGCCUUACAGAGAGCAGCCAGCGUGAGGUCAGAAUUGUUGGGGUGGAGUCUGAAUCCAUGCACCUAGUCCUAGACUACGCCUACACGUCCAGGGUUACGCUCUCUGAGUCCAACGUCCAGGCCCUGUUCACAGCAGCCAGCAUUUUCCAGAUCCCUGCCCUGCAAGACCAGUGUGCCCAGUUCAUGAUCAGCAGGCUUGAUCCCCAGAACUGUAUUGGGGUCUACAUGUUUGCUGAUGCCUAUGGGCACCAAGAGCUGAGGGAACGCUCACAGGACUAUAUCCGCAAGAAGUUCUUGUGUGUUUCAUGGGAGCAAGAGUUUCUCCAGAUGACUAAGGAGCAGCUGGUCAGCAUUUUGAACAAUGAUGACCUCAACGUGGAGAAGGAAGAGCACGUCUACGAGAGCAUAGUCCGCUGGCUGGAGCACGACCUGCCUGGCCGAGAGGCCCACCUUCCAGAGGUUUUUUCCCAAUGCAUCCGUCUGCCUUUGUUGGAUGACGCCUUUCUCAGUCGGAUACCCGCUCCCUUUGCUGGUGCCCUGUCCCUGUCUAAAGACCCUGCUGAGGCCAAAACCCGCCUCACUGGCACCAAUGGUUGCCCACAGCGCCUGGGAAUGACUGCUUCUGAGAUGGUCAUCUGCUUCGACGCCGCUCACAAACACUCAGGGAAGAAGCAGACGGUGCCUUGCCUGGACACAGCCACAGGAAGGGUGUUCAAGCUCUGCAAACCACCCAAUGAUCUCAGAGAGGUCGGUAUUUUGGUGUCCUCUGAGAACGACAUCUAUAUCGCCGGUGGCUACCGACCAAGCAAUAGCGAGGUGUCCAUAGACCAUCGAGCGGAGAGCGAUUUCUGGCAGUACGAACACGCAGGCAACAGAUGGCUUCCACGUGCACCUCUGCUGAGAGCGAGGAUCGGCUGCAGACUCGUGCACUGCUGCGGGAAGCUUUAUGCACUGGGUGGCCGAGUGUAUGAAGGUGAUGGACGAAACGCAUUAAAGUCGGUAGAGUGCUAUGAUGCCAGGGACAACUGCUGGACAGCGGUUAGUGCCAUGCCAGUGGCCAUGGAGUUUCACAGUGCUGUGGAGUACAGAGACCGCAUCUACGUCCUCCAAGGUGAAUAUUUCUUCUGCUUUGAUCCCCGUAAGGACUAUUGGAGUCACCUGGCUCCGAUGAGUGUCCCUCGGAGUCAGGGUCUGGCCGCCCUCUAUAAGAACUGCAUUUACUACAUCGCCGGCAUCUGCAGGAAUCACCAGCGCACCUUCACCGUGGAGGUCUACGACAUCGAGAAGAACUCGUGGAGCCGCAAGAGAGACCUGCCCUUUGACCAAGCCACCAGCCCGUACAUUAAGGCCAUGCUGCUGCAGGGCCAGCUCCACCUGUUCGUACGGGCCACGCUGGUCAUGGUGGAGGAGCACGUGUUUCGCACCAGCCGCAAGAACUCCCUUUACCAGUAUGACGACGAGGCAGAUUUAUGGACCAAAAUCUACGAGACACCCGACCGCCUCUGGGAUUUGGGCCGCCAUUUUGAAUGCGUGGUGGCCAAACUUUACCCACAAUGUCUACAGAAAGUGCUUUGAGGUAGCUCGCUUUGUGAACCCAAUCUAUGAGGCAGAGGGGGAGUAUAGUGUGGUCCUGCCUGCCUUGUGCCUGGUGUUACCUUGGGUUUGCACCACAAGGACCAUUUUUGGUUAAGUCUUAAAUCGUUCAAACUUUGGUUUAACAUGAUCAAAAACGGGGGUGCUUUUAAAGAUUGCAGUAUUUUUUUUUUCCAGACAGCACCAACUACUCACACUGAUGCUUGUUUAAGAAAACCGUACAAUGAAUCAUAAGUGCAAUUAUACUAUUUUUUUUUUCUUUUUGCUUGUCGUUGAGCCAUGCUGUUGUAUUUUUUGUUUUAGAUACGUAUAUAGGUGAGGAUUUUUACAAAUGAUUAGCAUGUUGUAGGAGGGUAUCGGCAAGGUAAAAGUGCCCUCUGGAGAUAUGGAUGCUACGUGUCAGCAGAAAGUUAAAAUCUAUAUAUAUAAAUAUAUAAACUAUAUAUUCAUACGGGUAAGAUGAGUACCUUAGCUCAUUAGUGCUGGCUCUGAGGUUUGUGUGUGUUUUUUUUCUAGUCUGUGCUCAAGUCUCUGCAGCUUGUUUUAUAGAUGAGUUAUAAUUUGAAGUGUGCUUGUGAUUUACAUUACCGUCGUUUUUUUUUUGUUUUUUUUAAAGCUUGAAGCGUGUGUGAUAUUUUUAUGGCCCUCUUCCUUCACAAGCGUCAGUGUGUCAAACAGUACACUAUGUUUGGCUUCCGAGCUAUUUUUAAACUUUUGUUUGAGAUUCCAGUUUGCGCGGGGGGCUCACGCCUCCCGUCCUUUUUUUUUGUGUUUUUUUUUGAGUUGACAUCCAUUUUGUGUCACGUGCGAAGACAACUUAAGCAAAUUGUUAAGAGUACUCACUCUCCACAUUGGAGAACUAAGGACGGAGUCAAAUCUGUGGCAACACUAAGUGGGAAGUUCAGACCAACUAAACAGGCUUACCUCAGAAACUUCAGAGAUAUUUGAUUAGGAGAAAAGGGACAUUUCAGGCCAUCGUGUUGAUGAAGCAACUGUGUGAAAAGCUCAAUCCAGUGUUGAGCUCUGUUGAGGUUGUUUUUUUCGACACCUGAUUAUAAUCAUCUGAAAAACAGGUUGAAAGAGCCUUUCUCUUCAAUGCCAAAAAAAGCAUUUGAGGUCUUGUUAUAGCUGAUCUGGACAUUGAAAAUAAUUUUGUGGUAGCAAUAACUCAUGGAACUGUGAUUAGGCUAUAUAUAUAUAUAUAUAUAUAUAUAUAUAUAUAUAUAUAUAUAUACACAUUAUAUUACUUUAGUAAAAGUGCAUUCUUUGUUUUGUGUGCUCGUCUCUGCUAGUGAAAAUCACUUUAGUUCCAAUAAUGAUUGUUUGGCUGUUGCAUGGGUGUAGGCUUGAAGUGAUGCGUAAUUUAGUGCAGAUCAUUUUGAGAUGCCGAUGUGCCUGUAGCUAGAAAAGGGGCAUAAGAAUAAAAAAAAAAAAACUUUCUCCUGAUGAAGAAUAUCUGAAAAGUCUUAAACUCAGCGUUGCACUGAAUCACUCUCCACUUCAAUGGUCCUUAACUGCAAACUUUACGAAGCACCCUUCUGAAAAGAAAGCAGACUAUAUAAACUAGCGAAGGUGGCCCGGGUUGUGUGCUAAUUCAUCUAACAGCCAUGAAUCCGCCUUCAGAGGACACAAACUGUUGGUGCUGGUAUUUUUUUCUUUUUCUUUCUCUUUUUUUUCUUUUGACAAUCUUGUAUAGAAGGAGUAAUACCACCACUGAGUGGCGUUCCCUGUCAGCGUGUGACAUUUUUCAGUGCCGUCAAUUUUCCUCAUGCAGGUUCCUGUGUCAUCUUUGCACUACACAUUUCCCUUGUAUUUUAUCUGAAGGAGAGUGCCCCUCUAUUCAGAAAAAAAAAAAGUUUUAGUAACCAUAUAGCAAUCAUCUUAAGAGAUUCACAUGGAUUUGAAUACCAGAAGAGUCGCAUUUAUUAAGGACUUGUGAACAUGAUAUAACUUCUCCAAGAGAAGAUCCACCUUCGACUGACUUUUGAGCUGGUUUAAAAUUUGAACAAUGCCCUCAAAACAGCCCUCCUCAAGGGGUGAGAGAAGGUUUGAGCUUCAUCCACAUGUCUACAGACGGCCAUUUGAGAACCAGGAACGGAGAACUCUCAGGAUUUCUACUGAUACAGUACUGUAUUUAAAUGUUUUUGUUAUGUGUAAUAUACUGUACUAUAGGUUUGCUGUACUUGCACAGUUUUUUAAAACUUAUCUUCAUUUUCUUUUAUAACUUGAAAAAAAAAUAGAUGUGAUUUCUUUUUGUUGUCUCCAGUGGCUGUUUUUGUUUUCUUUUUCUUUAUGUAAUUACCUAUUUAGUUAUGCUAGAGUAAUCCUGCUCUGUUGAGAAAAAAUGAUUACCUGCACGAGUGAUAGAUUUUGAUUUCCUCCCCCCCUCCCCUUCCCUUCCCUCACCUCCCUCUCUAGUACAGUAGUAUUUCUUUGUAACAUCUCACCGAAACUAAGCAUUACAGAUCAACUUUCAAACACCAGUCAUGUCAUACAACAAGCUAACAAACAGCUUUCCGUGUUCAAGAGUUUUAGUGGCCUCCAGCUGCGAAACUUUACUCACUUCUGGACAUCUACAUGCAUCGCUCAUGGGUGCUAUUUCAUCGCAUUUCUUUCCUCAGUUUUACUUUUUUUGCUGGUUUGUCUGUUUUGGGUUGCGGGUUAUAGUGGUGGUUGAGUUCAACUGUGAAAUUCACAUUGCACAUAAUUUGAAA